Prorocentrum cordatum is the source of this 528-nucleotide messenger RNA. The record is from the annotation of a GenBank genome assembly. Lineage: Eukaryota; Dinophyceae; Prorocentrales; Prorocentraceae.
AUGAAUUCUGCGGCACCCCAUGCCCGCGAAGACAAGAACGACGACGCAGAGCUCAUCAAUGACACCUUCAUGGAAGGCUUCGAUGCCGAGGCCAUCGCGCUAAAGGACAACAUCUUCAAAGAGAAGGCCAACGCGGCGUUGGGGAAGUUCGCUGCUGAGUCCGAGGAGGUGCCGCUGUCGAAGCCGAUAGGCGGCGUCCUGGAUGGCGAGCGGGCCCUUGCUUCCGACGCGACCGUCGAAGCGCUGUUGGAGCGUGCCCGGGGCAGCCUCUUGAAGCUCAGCUACGACCCCUUCAUCCAAGAGGUCACUAGUUGCUGCGACGCGCCGAAGACCCGGGAGGAUCCUGAGAACGCUUUCAACGCAAAGGCGACGCGCAGCCGCGAGAAGGCCGGCAGCAACCCCAUCGCGCUCGAGAGAUGCACGCCGGCUGUAGCCGAGCAGGUUGAGGAGUUCAACGGCGGCCCCCUGCGCCCCAGCAUCGCCGAGGCCGUCGGGCUCGGCACAGAGAUGGAGUUCGUGUUCGACUAG